This is a messenger RNA of Dermochelys coriacea (leatherback sea turtle), 9243 nucleotides long. It is a transcript of the gene PCDH7, whose product is annotated as protocadherin 7. The record is from RefSeq and is a predicted model, not a curated record. NCBI's taxonomy places the organism in Eukaryota, Metazoa, Chordata, Testudines, Dermochelyidae. Gene Ontology annotation, biological process: homophilic cell-cell adhesion. Gene Ontology annotation, molecular function: calcium ion binding. The coding region runs from base 1459 to 5274 and encodes 1271 amino acids. Gene Ontology annotation, cellular component: plasma membrane. The transcript is spliced from 4 exons.
GGAAGCGGCGCCUCACUUGCCGUUCAACAUUUUAAAGCACAAGCCGCUUUGCUGCAAAAGCGCCUGAACCACACUUCUCUGAAAGGCACAAAAGGAGACGCACAACUGCAGAUUUCACCCGCCGAGGCGGAGGGGUUCAGAGGAAACAAUUGACUGGUAUCAUUUUCUUUGCAACGAGGACUGCAUUUUUAUAAAUCGCAUCGCGGCUUUCCUCCCCGCCCCUUUGCCAUUCCGCUUAUAUGGAUGUAAUUCAGAAUCUGUUAAUUCACGUGGGGGAUCCAGUUACAUCUCGUUCCGCUCCGGGUAUAUUAACGAGAGAGCAAAGCAAUAAUCGCUUUUGGACACAUACCCUUGUUGCUAACCUUUGAACUGAAAGGAUCAAGUUCAGCUCUGGUUACCUGCAUUGGGACGGAAAGGAAGAGCGAGAGAGAGAGAGAGAGAGAGAGCGAGCGAGAGAGAGAGACCGACUGCAAUCUCAUUUGUGAAUCGCUCUCACAGUGCUGCAGAUCCAGAUUGCUAUAACACAUGCAGUGCAAAUGCAGGUAAGGCACACACACAAACUGCGGAUGCAAAAACAAACUUGGGACUCUUGUGUGUGUGUGUAUGUGCAUUGCUCCAGCUUUGGAAAUUCUGGGCAAACGGCUUCUGCAGUUUUUGUAGCGUUGCUUUGUGACUAAUGACCUUGCGCAGAGUUGUUAAAAAAAAAAUCCUCUACGGAGAAAGAACUGAACAUUUUAGGCGAUCUGUGAAGAUGGAUUUGGGUGCUUUUCUGCUAACCGAAGGGGAUUAUCUGUGGACUGUUCUGUAAUACAGGGGGUUCUCGCCUACCCACUAUACAGCUACCGAUAUUAUUGGGGAUUUUUUUUUUAUUUUUCUUUAUUUUUAUUUUAUUUUAAUCAGUUAUUUAAUUGUAUUUUUUUGCCCAUUGCUAAAAGGAUUGGGAGUUUUCCGGACACAACUCCUUUGAAUGAGGCGAUUCACAUUUUUUUCCGUGUGCGUGCACAGUGGGGAAAGAAAAGAGCUAAUGCCUUAGUCGUAAACGGCUGAGAGAGACAGAGGGAGAAGAGUGUGAAUUGUACUUAACUCUAGGGGCAAAGAAGGCGACCGGGGGGGGGGGGGCUUCUUAUAGCACCGUGCUGCUCCUGCUUUUAUUACAAACCUUGCAAAGUGAUUACAGUAAAACCAGAGAGAAGGAGCAGGAAAAUCCCGUCCUAUCUGUUGAGAUGAAUCUUUAAAAAGCAAAAUACACUGUCCCAUGAACUGUAAGCAUAUUGCAACUGGAAGGAAGGGAGGAGAGAAGCCAACAUUAGGGUUUUGAUCACCGAUUGCACCAGUUAUGAGACAAUAAGUUUCCUGGAAGAGAAGGAUUUUAUAAUUGAUCAUCCGCACGCUGAGCAUUUCUGUUGGCUUGUCAGGGGAGUUGGUGGAAGAGAGGAGGGGGUUUUUGGUGAGAAGAAGAUGAGGAAGAUGCGGACUCUCUUUGGCUUUGUGCAUUGCUGCUGCUUCUUGCUCCUGCUGCCUCCCCCGCUCUGGGUCAGCCUGGCCGCGGCCAAGCAGCUGCUGAGGUACCGGCUGGCCGAGGAAGGACCUGCCGACAUCCGCAUCGGCAACGUGGCUUCGGACCUGGGCAUCGUGACUGGCUCUGGAGAGGUGACAUUCAGCCUGGAGUCGGGCUCCGACUACCUGAAGAUCGAUAACAUGACCGGGGAGCUGAGCACCACAGAGCGGCGCAUAGACCGCGAGAAGCUGCCGCAGUGCCAGAUGAUUUUCGAUGAGAACGAGUGCUUCCUGGACUUCGAGGUGUCGGUGAUCGGCCCUUCGCAGAGCUGGGUGGACCUCUUCGAGGGCCGGGUCAUCAUCCUGGACAUCAACGACAACACCCCCACCUUCCCCUCGCCCGUCCUCACCCUUACCGUGGAGGAGAACCGGCCCGUAGGGACCCUCUAUCUGCUCCCCACCGCCACCGACAGAGACUUCGGCAGCAACGGCAUCGAGCGUUACGAGCUGCUGCAGGAGCCCGGCGGGGACGGGGGCAGACGCGGAGGAGGGGGGUCGGCUUCUGCCGCUGAGAGCGCCCUCUACCCCGGCGGCAGUAAGAGGAGGCAGGAGCCGGACGGGGCGGCCCGCAGCAGCGUGUUCGAGCUGCAGGUGGCCGACACCCCUGACGGGGAGAAGCAGCCGCAGCUGAUUGUCAAGGGGGCGCUGGACCGAGAACAGAGGGACUCCUAUGAACUGAGCCUGAGGGUGCGGGACGGCGGCGACCCGGCCCGCUCCUCCCAGGCUAUCCUGAGGGUGCUGAUCACCGACGUGAACGACAACAGCCCCCGCUUUGAGAAAAGCGUCUACGAGGCCGACCUGGCGGAGAACAGCAGCCCCGGGACCCCCAUCCUGCAGCUGCGGGCCGCCGACCUGGACGUGGGGGUGAACGGGCAGAUCGAGUAUGUCUUCGGGGCGGCCACCGAGUCGGUGCGGCGCCUGCUGCGUCUGGACGAGACCUCGGGCUGGCUCAGCGUCUUGCACCGCAUCGACCGGGAGGAGGUGAACCAGCUCCGCUUCACCGUCAUGGCCCGGGACCGGGGCCAGCCGCCCAAGACCGACAAGGCCACGGUGGUGCUGAACAUCCGCGACGAGAACGACAACGUGCCCACCAUCGACAUCCGCAAGAUCGGCCGCAUCCCGCUGCGGGACGGGGUGGCCAGCGUGGCCGAGGACGUGCUGGUGGACACCCCCGUCGCCCUGGUGCAGGUGUCCGACCGCGACCAGGGCGAGAACGGCGUGGUGACCUGCACGGUGGUAGGGGACGUGCCCUUCCAGCUCAAGCCGGCCAGCGAGGGCGAGGGGGAGCCCCAGAACAAGCGCAAGUACUUCCUGCACACCUCGGCCCCGCUCGACUACGAGGCCGUCCGUGAAUACAACGUGGUGAUCGUGGCCGUGGACUCGGGCAGCCCCAGCCUGUCCAGCAACAACUCGCUGCUGGUGCGGGUGGCCGACACCAACGACAACCCGCCGGUGUUCGGCCAGGCCGUGCUGGAGGUCUCCUUCCCGGAGAACAACUCGCCCGGGGAGAGGGUGGCCACGGUGGCGGCCACGGACGCGGACAGCGGCAAGAACGCCGAGAUCUUCUACUCGCUGGAGCCCUCGCCCCUCUCCUCGGAGGCGCCCGGCGGCAUCUUCAGCAUCGACCCGGACUCCGGGGACGUGCUGGUGCAGGCGGUGCUGGACCGCGAGCAGCGCGACACCUACGAGUUCCAGGUGACGGCCCGGGACAAGGGGGCGCCGGCCCUGCAGGGCUCCACCACGGUGGUGGUGCGGGUGGCCGACCGCAACGACAACGAGCCGCGCUUCAUGCAGGACGUGUUCACCUUCUACGUGAAGGAGAACCUGCAGCCCAACAGCCCCGUGGGCAUGGUGACCGUGAUGGACUCCGACCGGGGCCGCAACGCCGAGCUCAGCCUCUCCAUCCAGCCCGGGGAGCAGGACCAGGCCGCCGGCAUCUUCUCCAUCGAGAACGACACCGGCACCAUCUACUCCACCGUCUCCUUCGACCGGGAGCAGCAGACCAGCUACACCUUCAAGGUCAAGGCGCUGGACGGAGGGGAGCCGCCCCGCUCGGCCACCGCCACCGUCUCUCUCUUCGUGAUGGACGAGAACGACAACCCGCCCGCCGUCACUUUCCCCAGCAAUAGCUCCUACACCGUGCUGCCCCCCUCCAGCAGCCUGCGCACCGUGGUGGCCACCGUGCUGGCCACCGACGCGGACACGGGCCUCAACGCCGACCUCAACUUCAGCAUCGUCGGGGGCAACCCCUUCAAGCUCUUCGAGAUCGACCCGGCCAGCGGCGUGGUGUCCUUGGUGGGCAAGCUGGCGCCCAAGCACUACGGCCUGCACCGCCUGGUGGUGCAGGUGAACGACAGCGGCCAGCCGCCCCAGUCCACCACCGCCUUGCUCCACGUCUUCGUCAACGAGAGCCUCUCCAACGCCACCGUGGUGGAGAGCCAGGUGGCCCGCAGCCUGCACACGCCCCUGGCCCAGGACAUCGCCGGCGACCCCAGCUACGAGCUGAGCAAGCAGCGGCUCAGCAUCGUCAUCGGGGUGGUGGCCGGCAUCAUGACGGUGAUCCUGCUCAUCCUGGUGGUGGUCAUGGCCCGGUACUGCCGUUCCAAGGGCAAGCACGGCUACGAGGCGGGCAAGAAAGACCACGAGGACUUCUUCACCCCGCAGCAGCACGACAAGGCCAAGAAGCCCAAGAAGGACAAGAAAGGCAAGAAGGGCAAGCAGCCCCUCUACAGCAGCAUCGUCACUGUGGAGGCCUCCAAGCCCAACGGGCAGCGCUACGACGGCGUCAACGAGAAGCUCUCCGACAGCCCCAGCAUGGGCCGAUACCGCUCGGUCAACGGCGGCCCGGGCAGCCCGGACCUGGCCAGGCAUUACAAAUCCAGCUCGCCGCUGCCCACUGUCCAGCUUCACCCGCAGUCCCCCACCGCUGGGAAAAAGCACCAGGCCGUGCAGGAACUGCCCCCGGCCAAUACUUUUGUGGGGGCAGGAGACAACAUCUCCAUUGGAUCGGAUCACUGCUCCGAGUACAGCUGUCAGGCCAGCAGCAAGUACAGCAAGCAGGUGGAUACAGUGCAGACUACGCAGCCCCCUGGCCACAUUGAGGAAUCGUGUAAAAUGAAUCCAUUUCGUAGAGUGACGUUUUCUGUUGUGAGUCAGCCUCAGGACCCACAUCAAGGGUCAUUGCAGAGUUGCUAUGACAGCGGUCUGGAGGAGUCAGAAACACCAAGCAGUAAGAGUUCAUCAGGGCCAAGACUGGGUGCCCUUCCACUCCCAGAGGACAACUACGAAAGGACUACGCCGGAUGGCAGUGUUGGUGAGGCAGAGCAUAUGGAAAAUGACUCGAGGCCUCUACCAGAUGUAGCCCUGACGGGGAAAUGUACUCGAGAGUGUGAUGAAUAUGGCCACUCGGACUCCUGCUGGAUGCCAGUUCGCACUUCGCCUGAAAGGAAGCAGAAGAGCCAGCCAAAACUCUCCACCUUCAUGCCCGUUGAUGAACGAGGCAGUCAGGAAAAGCUGGCCAAUGGAGAAGCCUCCCUCAUGGGUGAUCGCAACAGAAACCUCCUGAACAAAAAGUUGACCUCAUCCUAUGAGACCUUCAACGCAGCUAGCUUCAGCAAAAAUGAGGAAGCCAAUCCAGAGGAUAUCCCCCUUACACAGACAGGGGAAUACAAGCCAUCUCCUGUCAAUACUCUAACUAGAAGAGAAGUUUACCUGUAGGUUAUAAAGAAGCCACAACAAGGUUCAUUCAUGCAUAAGAAGGAAAAGGGGCAAAUCUUAAAAUCAAAACAGUUUAGCACGAAAAAAGGAAAAAAGAAAAAAAGAAAAAAAAAAAGAGGGGGCCACCAAAGAGACAAAAGCUUUGCCUGCCACUUCUGCCUCCAUAUCAGGCGUUUAAUUAUAUAGUCUGCCUGACUAUACUGUACAAUGUAGAAACCAUUGUUGUCCUUGCAUGUCUAAUCUCCCUCACUGAUUUUUAUUUUCUUAAAUUUAUGGUUGCAAAUUGCUUUCAUGGUAACAAGCCUGAUUAAAAGAACACAACACACUGUUGUUACCCCUCUGCUGAAGCACGAUUUAAGCCACUCUGAUUUUGUUUGAUUGUCAUCUGGCUUGUUAAGGAUAACAGGUCAGGGAAAAUAUACUCCAAGCAUAUCAUCUGAACAUUGCUGAUCCCCAACAGGGAUGUUCCUUCAGAAAGCGUACAAACAUAGAGGUAAAUAUAAAGGGAUAACCAUUAAUAGACACUUUGUGAAGAUCACAGCUUUAAUAUUCUCACCUAAGGCUUGAAGCAAGAGAAUUAUACUCAGCCUGAGACUGCAGUCCAAAAGAUGGCAUAUUUCCCUAUGAAUCAUGAACUCUGGGUUCUGUUUUCGCCAUAGAAUGAACUCUAUCGGCUUACUUCAACGUAACAAAAUUAAUGUCAUAUGUACCAUAGCAUUCUAAUGAUAAACUGUUAAACUCAUGUUAUUUUGGACAAGACAUAUAUCUAGUUGGGAUGAUCAUAGUAACUAAAAAGGCCAAAGAUCGCGCACUAUGGAUCAGGGGAAUUGCUAAGUAUUUGGUCUUGGCUUAGAAAUCCAGUGUACCUACAAACCAUAUGCAUGCACACAUAAAUACACAUUCAAUUACAUUUUGCACAGCAACACAGUCCACAAGCCCGGAUGACCUACUACUACUUCAAUGUAUUUUAGUAGAAUGCCCAAAAGAACUACUAAGAUGUUUGCUGAUAAUGUUAUAACAACAUACAGCAUCUGUUGUAUGAUAGGAUACUGCCAGUUCCAGGGAAUAUUUUCCAAAAGGUUACAUUUAAAAAAAAAAUCAGAGGUGUUGAAAUCACCCAGAACACUUUUGGGGGAAGGUAGAUGGGGGGAAAAAGUGGUAUGAUGCAGUGACAAGAGUAUAUUGCAAGUCAAGUAAAAAUUUUUCUUUUCAGAGUGCAAGCUAUGCUUGCUAAAUCUUUUGUCAUCAAUGUUGCAGAUUACCAAUUGUGUUUGUCAAAGGUAUGAUGCAAGUUUUCUUGAAACACAAGUGCAUUAAAACAGUCCUGUGCAAUAUGAAAAAAUGUCAAGACUCAACACACUUAAGGAGGGUAACAAACGGUUGGAUUGACUUGAGCAUUGAUAUGAUCCUUUACACGGUAGCUUGAGAGAAGUCACAAGGAAUCCAAACUAAUCAUGAUAGCAAAGAGCUACGGCCAGUGGCAAUUCUCACAGUGUGUACUACUUAAAGGGAAUAGGAAACAAAACAGGUUUUUGUGCAAUAAAAGCAACAAAAUGUGCAGAACUUGAGCUAGUUGCUUUGUAGCUGAUGAUGUAGUAAUAAUUGAAUACUGAACUCAGACAUUCAGAUGAAAAUGACAAUCAGUCAACACAGUGGGGACAGUUUGAGAAGGGUGCAAACAUUCAAAUCCCUGGGUGUUUAACCUGGCAUUAAGGCAUGGCUAGAUGGCUGUUUAGUAGACUGUAGUCACAAUGUAGCUUUGGGUAGUUUCUUCCUUUUGAAGAAUUACAUAGAGAAUAUAACAUUAAACAGCCUGAAAUAUAGGUUAGUAAAUCAGUACAACUCAUCACAACAUUUACUUUUCAAAUUCUCUUCUCUAUAUAGAGGGGUGCCCAUUUUGGCCAUUACAUUCCCCUCUUAAAUUUAGUUUUCAUUUUGAUGCUAGUUUGUGUGUAGAAGUUAUGAUGAAUGGACACAAGUUAUGAAGAAAAAAAUAUUAAAACAAAGAUUAAUAAUUGAACUUUUUUACAUUUAAUUAUUUAAAUUAUGGAGAGAUGCAAAUUAGUACUUUAUUAUGAGACUGUAAAGAACAGUUACUGCAUUGUAUAAUCUGUAAGUAUCCUGUUAAGGAAAAAAAAAGAUUCUAAAGAUGCUUAUGUAAUGUAUACACAGUUUUAUUGCACGCUUCAACAGAAUACAAAAUUGCAUAACAGAUGUUCAACAAUUUUUUUUCUUUAAUAGGAACUUUUUAUUUAAUACUCAGUCGAAAACCACUAGAUGACUUGUUUCAAAAUAUCUUUAAACCCUUUUUCUAAAAAGCUAUUAAUACAGGUCAUACAAGACCUUCAGAUUAAAUGGAUCAGCAGUCACUCACCUGGUUUUGCACCACAUAAGGCAGUCAUGCCAUUGUCAUUUACUUGUGAACAACUCCUUAGAACUAAAAUGGGUGUGAAAAGAAUAAUUUAAAAAAAAUCAAUGUACUUUAAAUAUUCACAGUAAUUAUAGUAGAACUACCCAUCAUAACAUGGCAAUUACUAUUAUGACCUGGCAUGACACAGAAAUACAUUUUGUGUUUGUAGGUUUUUUUUUCAUUUGAAAUAGGUUAAUCUGGUGCCACUCCAUAUAUAGAGUGCUUUUGUAAAAAUAAACACAUAAUACAAAAUGAAGUAAAAAAAAUUUAGAUUGAAUGCAAAAUAUGCAACUGUGCCUUUUAUACCUGUUAUAGUUAGAAAGGUGAUUGGGUUUGGGCACUGAGGGGUAAUGGGCUAUUCCCAACUUUUGUGAACCUGUAUAUUGAUCCCUGUUUAUUUUCUGAUAAAUUAUAAAUAAUAUAUUUAAAAAAAUGCCUUCUGCCAAACUCAGAUAUUGGACCAGUCUUAAGUAUCUUUGAUUAUGAAAACCAGAUUGUAGCUUAGCUAUGCACUGCUUUUUGUUUUACUUCCAAUCUACUGCCUGGAAGGCUACAGUAUAGAUUACAAUAGAUAAAUACCAUAUAGUUAUUUAGAAAGGCGUCAUAAAUUCAUUUUGUCAGGAAAAUUGAUGAUUUAGUGUCUCUUAAUUGCUUUUAGCUGCCAUUCCAUUUUGGUUGUACAGUAUAAAAAAUGUCCUUUUUUUCCUUCCAUGGGAAACUCAAAUGAACUUUGCAUGUAUUUUACAUUAGGACAAAUUUAUAGAUUGAUGCAUAACUAUAUAACUUUAUAUGUAUUAGAGAAGUCUGUAGCUUCAGUCUAAAAUCUAAUGCUCCUUCUGAACCUCCAGAUCGACUAUAUUAUUCAAUAUGGUUUCUGACUGGCCUGCUGCCUGAGUUUCAGAAAAAAACCAACGUAGACAUUAUUUUUUUGUGAGGAAGAACUAAAAUGGGAUCGAAGAUGCUUGGCUGAAAGGCUACCCUAGGAAGGUAGGAAAUGUCAAGUAGGAAAUGUAGAGCAAGGCCAAAUGAAUCUGCCAUAAAUAUUGCUGUUGCUAAAAAGCUUUUAAAGAACUUGAACAACAAAGCAGUUUGUUAUAUCAGUUAUAAACAUACAGUGUUUCCUUAAGAAAUGAAAAAGAAUAGAGGACAACAGUAGAAAUGAAUGUAGUCCAGCAAUUAAACUGAGUUGCUGCCCGAAGAGCAUAACACAUGGAAGAAGGCAUCAUUUUCCAGCUACCUGGGGUACACUUUCAAACAACUUUUUCCUAAAUUUUAAAGCACUUGCAUUCAGUGUGGUACGAUCUGUUUGUAAUAUUAAUCAUUGACUAUUGUUCUGCAACUUGGAUGUUGAUAGUGAAGCAGAGAACAAUUUAUCAUUGUUUAUUAUGAGUCACUAUGCACGCACCUAUGCUAAACAUGGCAAAAUGUAUUAAACGCUAGUCCACCUCUAUUUAUGAAAUAUUUUACAUAAUUUAAUUUGCUUUUGUACAGUUUUAUGUAAAUAAAUUGCUUGUCAUUUUUGUCUCUGCAAAUUAAAAAUAUAACAUGUUCAAAUGGUU